Molecule: messenger RNA, 859 nt
Organism: Drosophila ficusphila
Lineage: Eukaryota; Metazoa; Arthropoda; Insecta; Diptera; Drosophilidae
Product: ribosomal RNA processing protein 36 homolog
Exons: 3
Coding region: 86-820 (244 amino acids)
Biological process (GO): maturation of SSU-rRNA from tricistronic rRNA transcript (SSU-rRNA, 5.8S rRNA, LSU-rRNA)
Cellular component (GO): nucleolus; 90S preribosome
Source: RefSeq, a predicted model, not a curated record
CAGCUGUUUUACACCAAAACAAACUAACAACACGUGAAACAUUUUAAGAAUAAAUAAAUACUUUUAGAAGUAAUUUAAGGCCAAAAUGUCUUCCCCCAGUGAACCUUCUUCGGCCUCUGAGCAGGAGGCAUCCAGUGACGAUGAAACUCAAAAUGCCAUUCGUCAGGAUCUCAAGGGAAUGUCUUUCGGGGAGAUAAUGAAACUCAAGGAGGAACUCGGCGCCAAGGUCUACAAAGAGGCUGUUCUUGGGGGCAAAAGUUCAAGACCACAAAAGCCCAAAGCUAAAUCAGACCUCAAGCGCCUAAACAAAAAUAGACCCCGUGAAAUGAGCACCAGAAGACAGGUCCCAUUUUUGGGGGCAGAACUCAGAGUGGAGCGAAAGAAAGCUGUGGAACUUCGUGACCCAAGAUUCGAUGAGAAAUCGGGAACGUACAAUGCCGAAACUUUUAAAAAGAACUACCAAUUUGUCUCCCAAAUUCGUGCAAAGGAAGUUGGUCAGUUGAAAAAACAAUUAGACGUAGUGGAAAACGAUGAGGAAAAGCACCAAAUUAAGGACACUAUGCAGCGACUUAUCAACAAGAACGUGGAGGACAAGAAAUGGCACACUAAGCAAAAGCAACUUAGAAAAGAGCGCGCUGGCAUUCAGAAGAAACAUAACGAAGGAGUGCAACCUCAUUAUCUUACAAAGAAGGAGCGUCGUGCCAAGGAACUGGUGGCCCAAUUUGAAAAGCUGAAAAGCACCGGGAAACUGAACAAACAUCUCGAAAAGCGACGCAAGAAGAACGCCGCCAAGGAUCGCAAACGCAUUGGCAUAGAAUAAGACUUUCAAUUUAAGAAUAAAUGUAUUUUUAACAAUUAA